Anisakis simplex (herring worm) is the source of this 2529-nucleotide messenger RNA. NCBI's taxonomy places the organism in Eukaryota, Metazoa, Nematoda, Chromadorea, Rhabditida, Anisakidae. The record is from the annotation of a GenBank genome assembly.
AUGUAUCUGCUGUUGUAUACGAAAAGUGAGACGUCUCCUGAAACGUCAAGAAGUUCGAAUGAAGCAAACGGUCGCAGCGGGCGUGCAAUACCAUCGUCACUGAUUGAUAGUGAGGCAAUAACCCUCGAAAUGCGCCAACAAGACCCAGAUCGUUUAGCCGAAUCCAUACGAUUGUUCAUUGAGAAUAAUUUUUGGUUGCGCGGUUCUGUUGAAUAUGUGGAUUCUGAUGGAGAUUUUGUUAAGUUGGAAGAUGACGAAUCAUAUCUGGCAGCAGUCUGUGAUAUUAUGUCGAACGGAGACAAUGUGAUGAUUACAGUGAUUGACGGAAGCUACAAAUAUGGAAGCGAUUUCAAUCAGGAAUAUACGAAUCUUUUAUCACCUCUUCCUCCCGAACCCGAGCCGGAGGAAACGCGUCCGAAUGCCCAGGAAGAACCAGGAGUUGCAAUUUUGUCACCGUGCCCACUAUGUGAGUGGCGCAGUCGAUCAGGUGAUUCAGCGGUGGAUGUAAAUAACCGAGGAGAUCUUGAAAAGAUUUUGGUUGAAUCCGUAGUGGAUAAAGUCCGGGAUGAAAUCCGCUCUGAAGUGGCAAGUCAAUUGGAUGAGCGUCUCCAAUCACUCAGCUUAACAUCAUCUCUCUUUUCAACUGACAAAUGGGCUGUACCUUCGGCUCCACCCGUCGAGGAAUCACGAAAAGAAAAUGGUCAGGAUGGAAAAAUCGCUCAAAAUCUCCUUUAUAAUGCAGAUGAUGAGGAUUUACUGGUGAAACUGAGCGAAGGUUAUCUGAAGAACGAUGAUUCUGAUGUGGAUAUUGGUCAGGGUAUUCUGUACGAGACUGCAGGGAAUCUAAAUAUUCGCUCUGGAUCAGAUGCAACCAUAGUGAAUGAGCAUCUAUCAUCACACAUAUCAAGUGGAACGCUUCAAGAAGAAAGCGAUGCGGGGAACGGAAACGCCUCAAAGCGAAUUGAAGAUUUAAUGGUUCCUGCAGAAUGUGUUCCGUUUCAUCAAAGUGUUGACGGUGGUGAUUCGGCAACUGAGACUGAAUAUCCGUCGGAGAAGGAGAAUGUGAACGAAAUAUCCAAAAGUUCAUUUUCAUCGAUUGAACAAGAUCCAUCGUCCUUUGCGGCGGAAGGUUCGAUGUGCACAACUUCAGAAAGUUUGAGAGCGCAGAAAAUGUCAGUGAGGGAUUGGAUUUACGCAUAUAACAAUAAUGGGGAGUGCGAUUCGAUAAGAAUCUCUCAGUAUACAACAAACGAAGACGCGGAUAAUGAUUCAGAUAUCGAUGAAAAUGAGAAGCGAGAUGAAGAAUUCGAGAAGUUUGACGUAUCUGAGAGAUCCGAAGCAGAGCAGCGAAACGAGGAUCAAGGAGAAACUGCAUUAUUGGAGUGUUCGGUAGAUCAACAGAAACCGAAGAAUGCGAAGGUUGAACUUAUGGAUGGAAUGGCGAAAGACUCAUCCGAUGCGGAUACUGAAGUUGUUGUGCCACAGAAGGAUUCAGAAAGCAACUCGAAGCCUCCGUCAAGAUAUGAGCAGCAAGAUCAGAAGAUUAUAAGUGAACACCCUGAGCAUGACUGGGGAACACCCAGUGAUCCGGUGGUGAUGCACAGCUUGGAAGAUUCGUCUUUCGUCUGUUUGAGUGCCGGUUGCGACUUUUCAGUGAAUGCUUCGUCAAUAGCGACAGCGAACGAUCCUUCAGAGUUGUUUAAUCAUGAUCCCAGUCAUACGCUAAUUCGUCUAGGAGCUGGCGUUCGACCGGAAAAUUUGCAGUCAUUCUUGUUGGCCGAACAGCAGAGAAAACUCUCGAAAAGUGCCAUCUUUGGAGCGCAGCUACCACCAGACGUGUUCACACAGCGGUAUGGACGACUCUCAGUUGAUGGUCAGAAAAUGAAACAAGGUCAACCUCAUCAUCAACAAAGCAAUCACGAUGUCGUGAAAGAUCAGCGUCGAGCAGAUGGCAGUGGCAGUUUCUGGGCAGCUCAGUUGGAGAGUGAAGGUGAGGUGGCAUUGAUGAGUGUAAUUGAUGACCAGAGAGGAGCGUUUGGUAAACAAUGGGUUGUAAAGAACUGUGGCAAUAUCAAAUGGCACAACGUUUCGUUGGAACUGAAGUAUCACACCCCGAAUCUGGAACCUCUGUUCUGUUCAAUUUGCCAGCCGAAUUCACUGAACAUUGGUCGUACAAUGGACAUAGUGAUCUGGAUGAAUGCCCCACUUCAAUUGGGCAACAAUGAGCCGUGUCGUGCAGUUUGGCGUCUUGCAAAGCCCAUUUCCGCACCAUCUCCGGCUGAUAAUCAAAAUUCAGAGUCUGAAGCAGCAGCAGCAACGAUAUCUGGAGAAGUAAAUCAUCCUCACUCGGUGGCGAAAAGAUUCUUUGGACCACAUUUCAUCUUUCAAAUGGGUGAUUCGGAUGAUUCAGUGACGUCGGAUUUCUCGAUAUUGGUUGGUUUUUCGAUUUUAUCCGUAUUCAUCUUGUUUGGUUUGAUUUUUAAAAAAUUUUUCUAUUCACGCUCAUUUGUACACCGUUUCUUCGAGUGA